AUGUCCUCGAUGGCUCACUCCGCUGCUGAAUCUGUCUCGUCACAACCCGAUCGUCCAGAGCGCAGCCGUAAUGCUAAAGCUCAAGCUCGCCAUCGUGCAAAGCGAAAGGCCUACAUCGAGCAGCUCGAGCAGACAGUCACAAAACUACAAACCGCCUUAGGCUUCACCCCAGACCAGGUGGCGGCUUUACCGCCCCCCUUGGUCAAAAUUCGCGAGCUCGAACAAGAAAAUACUCGCUUGCAGAAAGAAAAUGAAGAAAUGAGACGUUUGCUCGAAGCUGACCACCGAGCUGGUCAUUUAUCCUCUGACUAUCGUCGGCACUCCAUGUCCAACUUCCACGAUAAUCGUAACUGUGACCGCGACUUCAAGAAACGCAAAAUGGAUGAUCUCUACAUGGUGUACGCCCCUCAUGGUGAUCGACCCCCUCCACUUACCAUUCCGCAGCCAAUUUCCCAUCACCAGUAUGGCAAUAUACCCUCCCACAAUGGCACAUCUGGUCAUGGCGGUGUUUCAGGCAACUCCUCCUCACUCUUUAAUUUGCACGCUCCCGCUUUUCAUCACCUUCCUCAUACUCCGUCCGGAUCAAGUUCAACUUCAAGUCCUCCAUUUUCGGCGAUGACCAUUGUUUUCUGUUUCACCCACCAGCAGCCUACCCAAAUGCAACACUCAUCGCAUUCCCCGGUCAACAGUCGUCCAAGUUCAUUGUCGCAUCACCCGCUUCCAAGCAACUACCAUUCCAAUCAUUACGGGUCCGUCAAGGUUGAGGACGAUCAUUACAGCUCAUCAAACCAUCAUAAUCAUAAUGGGCCCUCCAACCAUUACCACACCACACUCCCUCCAUUUGCUCAAACUGUGCCAGAAGCUGAAGUGGAUAACUGGCAUGCUUAUUCGGCUGAACGUGCCCAGGUUCAUCGGUAGAACCGAAAUACGUCGAAUUGUUCUCUUCUUCUGGACUUGAUCGGUUUAGAUGAUACCCCCGCUCUAUUGCUAUCAUUGUCUCGUUGCAUUUCGACUAGCUCUCUUUGCCGCAUCGCUAUUUUCUUUGCCAUUCUAGAGCCCUACGACAACCUAUUACUUCUAAUUCUUAGCUUCCUAGUGUAAAAAGUUAUCACGCAUUCUAGUGGAUAUAUGUGCAUGAA
Molecule: messenger RNA, 1139 nt
Organism: Suillus bovinus
Lineage: Eukaryota; Fungi; Basidiomycota; Agaricomycetes; Boletales; Suillaceae
Exons: 5
Coding region: 1-918 (305 amino acids)
Biological process (GO): regulation of DNA-templated transcription
Molecular function (GO): DNA-binding transcription factor activity
Source: RefSeq, a predicted model, not a curated record